CUUUUCUUCUUCUUCCUCUUCUCAUCGUGAAGCAGUCGUUAUAACUUUAACUACUCCACCAACAUGGCUCAAACUCUUUCCAACAACAAUUUUGCGGGCUUUGCCACACUAACUGGCGCAGCUCUACUUGGUCUCUUGGCUUUAAAAUACAAUGAUCGCGCAGUAUUCACAGAACGUCGUGAAGGCAUCCCUAAUGUCCCCGGCAUGCCGUUGUUUGGAUUGAUGUUUGAACAGAUCGCCAAGAAAGACCGCUUCCUUGACUUUUUCUUGGAAAAAGUUGAGCAUAUGGAUGUCAUGACCAUGUACGUAUCGGUACUAGGCCUCCCGCCACGGAUAAUGACGAUCGACCCUGCUGCAGUGGAACACGUGUUAAAAGACAAUUUCUCGAAUUAUGUCAAGGGCAAACGCUCAGUUGAAAUGACGAAUGAUUUGUUCGGCCAUGGUAUCUUUGCAGCAAAUGGCGAACAAUGGCGGUAUCAGCGCAAGGCAGCGAGCUUAAUCUUCAACGUUGUCAAUUUCCGAGAUUUCUUCACAGGCAAAGUCUUUGUAAAAGAGCUAAAUGUCAUGUCAGACCGCAUUCUUAACAAAAAGGCAGAACAAGGCGAGUUUAUCGAUUUCCAAGACGUAAUCUACAAAUUCACCCUCGAAACAUUCGUCUACCUUGGAUUUGGAAAGCAACUUGGAGCCCUAUAUAACAACGAAAAAGUUCCUUUUGCUACAUCGUUUGAUGCUUGUCAGCAUAAUUGUUUCCAGAGAAUUAUCAGUCCUCUCGGAUCCUUACGUGAAGCACUCCGUCCUAUUUUGCGACCCAGUGAGCUUAGCGCCACGGCGCACAUAAAAGUGAUCGACGAAUUUGCAUAUGGCUUGAUUGCGGAGCGCAAGGAGCAACUGGCACAAGGACACAAGUACAAAGACUUGCUCUCACGUUUCAUGAGUGCUCGUAAUCCGGAAGGUCAAGAACUGAGUGACAAAGAGCUACGUGAUACGGUCUUGAAUUUUAUCAUUGCGGGUAGAGAUACCACCGCUCAAACACUUUCGUGGACAAUCUAUUACCUCUUGCUACAUCCUCGAGUGGAAGAUAAAUUACUUGCUGAAGUGAACGAGUCGAUACCCGAUGAGAUUGAAAAAGAUGCGCCUGCUCUUUAUGAAACUAUCAAGAAAAUGGCUUAUGCACAUGCUGUUUUCUAUGAGGUUUUACGCUUAGAACCUGUUGUCCCUAGCAACAAUAAAAUCGCAUUGGAGGAUGACAUACUUCCCGACGGAACACAUGUACACAAAGGCGAUCAGGUUAAUUGGUCAGCAUACGCCAUGGGAAGAUCCAAGAAACUCUGGGGUCCUGACGCUGAUAUGUUCAAGCCUGAGCGUUGGAUUUCUCCGGACGGUGAACUUCAUCGGGAAUCUGCAGCCAAAUGGCCAGCUUUUCACGCUGGUCCGAGAGUUUGUCUAGGUCAAGCUCUUGCGACCCUCGAGGGGCUCGUGGCACUUACCAUCUUGUUGAAGCGAUACAAAUUCGCUCUCGUUCCUGGCCAAGAAAUUGUCUACUCAAUGUCGCUUACACAUCCAUUGAAAAAUGGAUUGAAGGUCUUUGUAGAAAAGCGUCAGUAAUGUGUAUAUGUUGGCUCAUUCGCGAAAACAACGAAUUACAUAUCUAUAUUUCGUUAUACGGGCAUCUACUAUGAAUACUGUAAAGAUAGCUCGCAACAAACUCAAGUUAAAUAUGCUCGAUCCGUUAUGAUAUUAUGCAACUCCUAUGAUACUUUCUGAAUAUAUAUGCGCAUGCGUUACAUAGUAUGAAGUGUCGCUUUUUUUUGACAAGCAUUGCAUUACUGAUCCCGCAUAUGCUUGAGUGGCUCUGGGGGCUAAGAAUAAAGUCUUGAUUGAACGGUGAUUCCUUUUUCCGAACUAACUGCAUGCAUGAUGAUGCACCCUGAGCAUUGAAA
Messenger RNA from Zychaea mexicana, 1940 nucleotides. Its product is annotated as cytochrome P450. Lineage: Eukaryota; Fungi; Mucoromycota; Mucoromycetes; Mucorales; Lichtheimiaceae. The record is from RefSeq and is a predicted model, not a curated record. Gene Ontology annotation, molecular function: heme binding; oxidoreductase activity, acting on paired donors, with incorporation or reduction of molecular oxygen; monooxygenase activity. The transcript is spliced from 9 exons. Bases 64 to 1605 code for a protein of 513 amino acids.